ACUGAGAGAAAUGUCAUGAUCAAGGUUUACUUUGAAAUGGGAUUAAUAUAUUCAGAUAUCCUACGCGCAUUGGCACAGUAUCAUCAAACGGUAAUAAGUGAAAGACACUUAAAGCGUAUUUUGAAGGGUAUGGGACUGUCACGGCGAAAGGAUUACAGUGACAUCAAUGAUGUCAUUCGCUUCGUUGAGCACCAGUUAAAUGAGUCAGGCAAGCAACAUGGCUAUCGCUGGAUGGCACAGAAGUGUAAAGUCAGCGGACUAAAAAGUACACAGGAAGAAGUCCGCAUCAUUCUUCGCAUGCUUGAUCCAGCGGGAACACAGCAAAGAAAAGGGCGGCGCCUCCUAAGACGAUCGUACAUUUCCAAAGGUCCAAACUUUUUAUGGCAUUUUGAUUCAUAUGACAAACUAAAACGCUUCGGAUUUUGCAUAAAUGGAUGUGUUGAUGGGUUCUCCAGGUAUAUUGUCUGGCUGAAUUGUUACAUCACAAGUAGCAAUCCAAGAGUAGUUGGCAGUUACUUCAUGGAAGCCAUCUCAUCACUGGGUGGAUGUCCUUUGGUGAUACGAGGUGACCUUGGAACUGAGAAUGUAUUUGUGCGUCUGUUCCAAAGGUAUCUUCGGCGCAAUGACAAUGACAACAGGGCAGGUGAAAAGAGCUAUCUGGAAGGUCCCAGUACAGCUAACCAACGAAUAGAGUAUAUGUGGAACUUCCUGCGCAGGGAGUGCACUGACUUCUGGAUUUGUCUCUUCCGGGACAUUGAAGCUGCGGGUGAUUUUGACGGGGGAUUCUUGGAUGUUGGUCUGUUGCAGUAUUGCUUCAUGCACCUCGUGCAGAGGGAUCUGGAUGCUAUUUUGGAGACGUGGAACAGUCAUCGGAUUCGACAGGUGCACAAUUCAAGAAGCCCCAGUGGACGUCCUUUGAUACUAUACUCACUGCCUGGUUUAUAUGGCACCCAUGACUACAUCUGCCAAGUUUCAGAUGCAGACGUGGAACUCUGCAAGCAGGAGUGCACAUUUCGACAGCCUUUACCAUGUGAUGCAGAUGUGUUUGAAAUGUGUUCAUGUAUCAUGAAUGAAAACGAUUUGGACUACCCAACCAGUACUGAUGAGGCACUAGAUUUGUAUCGAACAUUGAGAAGGGCAUCACAGAUUUUUCUGACCAAUUGAUUAUGAUAAAUGUUACACUCUUGGUCCAAUUCAUCUUCACAGAGGAGCACUUGUCAUCCUACUUCCCAUCCUCAAAAUAAUUGUAAAUGCAUACAAAUAAAAGCAAUAUACAUGUAGUUUUCUAAUGUGCGCCUCAUAAUUUGCAAAGAUGAAAUCUGAUUUAGUGCGACAUACCUCUACAUUAUUUGAAAGUUCAAAACUCAUCUCUAGAUCAGUGCUUGGCGACUACAACUAGCUUUCGAAUGAAAUUCUAAGCAAGACCAUCCCCAAGAUAGGCCUAUGGAGUAAGAAGCAUGCAAUUUUUUUAAAAAGUUUACCCGAAAGAUGUUUUGAACAAUUAAGUAUAUCUACUAAUGGCUUAAGCCGUGUUUGUUUGGGCUUUCUUUAUGCAUGAGCCUUACAGACUCGCAAAUAAAGAAAAG
Messenger RNA from Patiria miniata (bat star), 1586 nucleotides. RefSeq lists its product as uncharacterized. The coding region runs from base 16 to 1164 and encodes 382 amino acids. The record is from RefSeq and is a predicted model, not a curated record. Lineage: Eukaryota; Metazoa; Echinodermata; Asteroidea; Valvatida; Asterinidae. The transcript is spliced from 2 exons.